Lotus japonicus is the source of this 4230-nucleotide messenger RNA. RefSeq names its product putative disease resistance RPP13-like protein 1. The record is from RefSeq and is a predicted model, not a curated record. Gene Ontology annotation, biological process: defense response to other organism. NCBI's taxonomy places the organism in Eukaryota, Viridiplantae, Streptophyta, Magnoliopsida, Fabales, Fabaceae. The transcript has 2 exons. Bases 1 to 2280 code for a protein of 759 amino acids. Gene Ontology annotation, molecular function: ADP binding; protein binding.
AUGGCCUUAGCUCUAGUAGGAGAUGCACUUAUCUCUGCCUCUGUGAAUAUCUUAUUAGAUAGGAUAACCUCCACUGAGUUUCGAGAUUUCUUUGCCAACAGAAAGUUGAAUAUUUCUCUCUUGGAUGAGUUGAAGAUAAAGUUGCUGGCACUUAAUGUUGUCCUUAAUGAUGCAGAGGAGAAGCAGAUCACUAAUCUUGCAGUAAAAGAAUGGCUUGAUGAGCUCAAAGAUGCUGUCUUGGAUGCUGAGGAUUUAUUGGAUGAAAUCAACACUGAAUCUUUGAGAUGCAAGGUGGAAGGUGAUUCUCAAAACUUUACUUCCCAGGUCAGAUCAUUCCUUUCUUCUCCCUUUAAUCAAUUCUAUAGGAGCAUGAAUUCCAAUAAAGGCUAUCUAUGCUCUAUCUCUAGCCAAUGUGGGACUUCUAACAAAGCAAUAUCUGGAAGGCUACAACAUUUUGUGAAUCAUAUAGCUAUUCUUAAUUUGCAAAAUGUCACUAGGAGAGUCUCUUCUGGAAGGAAAACAGAUUCAUUCGUUGAACCGGUUGUGGUUGCAAGAGAGGGUGACAAAGAGAAGCUGUUGAGUAUGCUUCUAUCAGAUGAUGAUGCAAAGUCUAAAAAUAUAGGAGUGGUCUCAAUAUUAGGGAUGGGAGGGUUAGGCAAAACAACCCUUGCUCAACUCCUUUACAAUGAUCCUAAAGUCCAAAAACAUUUUGAUUUGAAAGCUUGGGCAUGGGUAUCUAAUGAUUUUGAUGUUUUCAGGGUAUCUAAGAACCUUGUUGAAUCUAUUACUGGAAAAGUAAGUGAUAGUACAAAUCUAGAUGUUCUUCGUGUUGAAUUAAGGAACAACUUAAAAGAUAAAAAAUUCUUGCUUGUGUUGGAUGACCUGUGGAAUGAGAAGUAUAAUGAUUGGCAUAACCUCAUAACUCCUUUUAGCUGUGGGAAAAAAGGGAGAACUCGACAACCAAGAGUUGCACAGAUCACACGUACCUUUUCCAUUUGUGAGUUGGAAACACUUGCAUUGGAAAAUUGUUGGUGCAUACUUGCCAAACAUGCAUUUGUCCAUGAUGGUUGUGACAAAUAUCCAAUCCUAGAAGAAAUUGGAAGGAAAAUAGCACGAAAAUGUGGCGGCCUACCAUUAGCUGCUAAAACAUUAGGAGGUCUUCUGCGAUCAAAUGUUGAUCCGGAGGAAUGGAACAGAAUUCUAAACAGCAAUUUAUGGGCACAUGCUGAUGUUUUACCAGCUUUGCACAUAAGUUAUCUUCAUCUUCCAGCACAUCUGAAAAGAUGUUUUGCCUAUUGCUCAAUCUUUCCGAAACAACAUUUGUUAGAUAGGAAGGAAAUGAUUUUGUUAUGGAUGGCUGAAGGCUUUCUACAACAAUCUCAUGCUGGGAAAGCAAUGGAACUAGCAGGUGAGGACUGCUUUAAUGAGUUGUUAUCCAGAUCCUUAAUUCAAAAAGAAUUUUUUGCUGCAGAGGAAAAGUUUCGUAUGCAUGACCUCAUUUACGAUUUAGCUCGACUUGUGUCUGGAAAAAGUUCUUGCUAUGUUGAAGGCAUUGAAAUCCCACCAAAUGUUCGUCAUUUGACAUUUCUCUGUGAAGGGUAUGAUGCCUCUAAAAAAUUUGAGGGCUUUUACGAGCUGAAGUGUUUGCGGACAUUUCUACCACAAAAUCCAUAUAAACAACAAGGCUACAUAACCAAAAAGGUGUCGCAUGAUUUAUUGCCAAAACUAAGUUGUUUGCGAGCAUUGUCCUUGUCUCAUUACAUAAAUAUCUCUGAGCUGACCGAUUCAAUUAGCAAUGCGGUGUGUUUACGGUAUCUAAACCUUUCCAAUACUUCCAUCAAAUGUUUUCCUAAUUCAAUCUUCAAGCUUUACAAUUUGCAGACUCUGAUAUUAUCAAACUGUAAAUUUCGUACUCAUCUGCCAGGGAAGAUAGGAAAUCUAGUAAGUUUACGUCACCUUGAUGUCAGCAACACUAAAUUGGUGGAGAUGCCAGCACAAAUAUGCAGAUUGCAAGAGCUCCGCACUUUGACUGUUUUUGUUAUUGGCAGACAAGUAGAUGGAUUAAGUAUUGCAGAGUUAUCAAACUUUCCUUAUUUGCACGGUAAGUUGUCUAUUCAAAAGCUGCAAAAUGUUGUUGAUCCCCUGGAUGCAUUUCAGGCCAAUUUAAUGAACAAAGGGCAGAUUGAGGAACUUACACUUCAAAGGAACUUUGCAUCAGACACUAUGGUGGCACUAGCUUUACAAAUUGGGUGGGAGAUUCUUCAUUUUCAAAUAUUGUAGUGUUGAGAAUCAUUAACUGCAACUAUUGUGUAUCACUCCCACCAUUUGGACAACUACCUUCUCUUAAGAAGCUCUGCAUUGUAAAGAUGGGAAUGGUGAAGACAAUAGGUCAGGAGUUCUACAGCAGCAAUGGAAGCUUCUCUCCAAUAUUUCAGCCAUUUCCUUCAUUGGAGAGUUUGGAAUUUGUAGACAUGCCAGAGUGGCAGGAAUGGCUACAAUAUGAGGAUUUGUCAGACAGUGGUGACAAUUUUGCUUUUCCUUGUCUUAAGCGUAUGCGUUUAUUCAACUGCGCUUUGCUUUUCCUUGUCUUAAGCGUAUGCGUUUAUUCAACUGCGCUAAGCUGCGAGGAAGCUUGCCCAAAUGUCUACCUUCAUUGAGAUAUGUCAAUAUCACAGAGUGCGAGCAGUUGGAGGAAGAAAAAUCAACUUAUCUGCAAUGGAAGACAACAAUUGAAGAGUUAAUUGUUAAAAAGCGUGACAAGUUGUCACCUUCUUUGUGUGGAAUGAUAGUUGGCGCCAAUUGUCUUCAACUCCUGACCCUUUCCAAUAUCUCAUCUAAUAUUUCCUUCCUAGAUGAUGGUUUGCCAACUUCAUUACGCUCAUUUACAAUUAUAAACUGUGUGAAGCUACAAUUUCUAUCUCUUGAAACACUACACAAAUAAACAUCACUUCAAGCUCUGACCAUCACAAACAGUUGUCAUUCCAUGUCGUCCUUUCCAUUUGGUUGUUUCCCUGCCCUUCAACGUCUUAAGAUCCAACACUGUCCCACCUUGGAAGCAAUUUCUACUCAACCAGGAGGUGCCGCUCCUAACUUAUACUUUUGUAGUAUCACUUCUUGUGGGAAACUUAAGUCACUACCAGAACAAAUUGAUCUACCUGCCCUUAAAAAUUUGAUCCUUAAUGAGCUUGGGGAGGCAGGGGAGCUAGCUUCAUUUCCCCCUAUCUAUUUGUCUUCCAAAAUAAAAAGCCUUUCGGUUGACUCUGUGGUCCUAUCUUGAUAUUCAAACUUGAGUCAGGUUUCCCAUUCCAACGGCUCACUUCCCUAUCAUUUCUAUUGCUAUAUGGUUUUGGGGAUGAAGAACUUGUGAACACCCUGCCCAAGAAGCCUUCACUGCCCACUUCUCUUGAGCAUUUGACACUACAAAUGUUUCGUGGUUUAAGGUUCUUGGAAGGAGGACAAGGGCUUCAAUAUCUCACUUCUCUUAAAAGGCUUGUCAUCACCAACUGUCCAAUGCUUGAGUCAUUGUCUGAAGAUCAGCUGCCAUCCUCUCUUGAAUUGUUGAUUAUUAAGAAAUGUCCUUUACUAGAAGCGAGGUAUCAAAGUCAGAAGGGGAAACACUGGUCUAAGAUUGCUCGAAUUCCAGCCAUACAUAUCAAUGAAGAAGUUAUCAUUUAAUGAAGACGAAUCAUCCUAAGGUACGGACUUCAAUUAUUUUGAGCAGCUAUAUAUAAUGUUUUACAAAUCAACAAAGUCCUGCUUUUAUCCUUUUUCGCAUGCUGUGAAGAUUUCACUAUUAUUUGUGCUUCUACAAUAGAUGUUGUUAAAUAAUUCAAGUCAUUAUUUUCACUGUCAUUGAUUUCAAUACCUCUUAUUUCAAACUAAUGUAAAUCUUAAUCAAUCAGAUGUUAAUCUACUUCACCUGGCUGAAUAUAAAUUUUUAAUUCAAUUCUCAUUUAAGUUAACUGUAUUUACUAUUUAGUGUUAAGUAACAGCUAAAAAUAUGUAAUUCAUGGUUCAAUCUUUCUCUCUUAUGAUAUCCUUUCCUGUGGAGUUCUGAACAUUUAAAUGGGAAACAAGAAAAUGGCAAAUUAUUUCAUCCGUAAUUAAAAUGCAUUUUCAUUUUUUUCUUUUUGACCAUAAUUUAAGUUGGAGUAUUCCAUAUACAAAUAUCAAAUCCUAGAAGAAAUUGGAAGGAAAAUAGCACGAAAAUGUGGCGGCCUACCAUUAGCU